Messenger RNA from Phyllotreta striolata, 2904 nucleotides. The record is from the annotation of a GenBank genome assembly. Lineage: Eukaryota; Metazoa; Arthropoda; Insecta; Coleoptera; Chrysomelidae.
AUGGCUACGACAAUGAGCGCUAAAGAUGUGAGAAAAUCUUACAUAGACUUCUUCAAAGAGAAGAAUCACACGUAUGUGCAUUCUUCGUCUACGAUUCCGCUGGACGAUCCGACUUUGUUAUUCGCAAAUGCAGGCAUGAACCAGUUCAAGUCGAUUUUCCUGGGAACCGUAGACCCCAACAGCGAUUUAUCGAAAUUAAUUCGAGCUGUGAAUUCCCAAAAGUGCAUCCGAGCAGGCGGUAAACACAACGAUUUGGAUGAUGUCGGAAAGGACGUUUACCAUCACACUUUCUUUGAAAUGAUGGGAAACUGGUCAUUCGGAGACUAUUUCAAGAAGGAAGUGUGCACUUGGGCCUGGGAAUUCCUCACUGAAAAGCUGAAAUUGCAAGGUGAUCGGUUGUACGUUACCUACUUUGGUGGAGACCCAGCUUCUGGUUUAGAACCCGAUACUGAAUGCAAACAAAUAUGGCUUGAUUUGGGAGUGAAACCGUCCCACGUUCUUCCUGGUAGCAUGAAAGACAACUUUUGGGAAAUGGGCGAGACAGGUCCAUGCGGGCCUUGUUCUGAAUUGCACUACGAUAGGAUCGGAGGGCGAGAAGUACCGGAGCUCGUAAAUAUGGACGAUCCCGAUGUACUGGAAAUAUGGAACCUCGUAUUUAUCCAAUACAAUAGAGAAUCCGACGGCAGUUUAAAAUCGUUGCCCAAAAAACACAUUGAUUGCGGUCUCGGAUUGGAGCGAUUAGUUUCCGUAAUACAAAACAAGAGGUCUAAUUACGAUACCGAUCUAUUUGUUCCUCUAUUCGAUGCUAUUCAAAAAGGCACCGGAGCACCUGCUUAUCAAGGAAAAGUUGGAGCUGAUGAUGCCGAGGGUAUCGAUAUGGCUUACAGGGUACUAGCAGAUCACGCUAGAACUCUAACUAUUGCAUUGUCUGAUGGUGGACACCCAGAUAAUACAGGAAGAGGGUAUGUCUUAAGGAGGAUAUUAAGACGAGCAGUGCGUUAUGCAACCGAAAAAUUAGGCGCUAAACCAGGGUUUUUCGCUACUUUAGUCAAUACUGUCGUGGAAAUUUUGGGCGAUGUGUUCCCUGAAGUUACUAAAGAUCCUCAAGGCAUAAUCGACAUAAUAAACGAAGAAGAGGAGCAAUUCCUUAAGACGUUAUCCAGAGGCCGGAGCCUUUUGAACAGAACGAUAACCAAACUAGAUUCGAACGUUAAAACCCUACCCGGUGAUGUCGCUUGGAGAUUGUACGAUACUUACGGUUUCCCGGUUGACUUAACGUCAUUAAUGGCCGAAGAAAAAGGACUUAACGUAGACAUGGAAGGCUAUGAGGAAUCCAAGAAACAAGCACAAAUCACUUCACAGGGUAAGGGUACAGGAGUAGCAGACACCAUAAACCUCGAUGUGCACGCAAUAACGGAACUCCAAAACAAGAACGUACCCCCUACCGAUGACCUCGAAAAAUACUCCUACGAAUCUACCAAUUCCUUAGAAUCCGAAUACACUUUCAAGACCUGCGAAGCCGCCGUAAUAGCUUUGCGAUUCAACAAGGAAUUCGUCGACGAAGUCCACACGGGUCAGGAGUGCGGUGUAAUACUGGACAAAACGAAUUUCUACGCCGAGCAGGGCGGGCAAAUCUUCGAUACGGGUUUCUUGGUGAAAAUCGGCGACGAUAGCGUCGAAUUUUCCGUCAAAAACGUCCAAGUUCGAGGGGGAUACAUUAUUCACAUCGGGAACAUGGAGGGAACGCUGAAAAAGGGCGAUAGAGUUAGUCUGCACAUCGAUUCCGCGAGGAGGAGAUUGAUUAUGAGCAAUCAUACUGGUACUCACGUAUUGAAUUAUGCACUAAGGAAGGUGUUAGGUACCGAAGCUGAUCAAAGAGGAUCGUUAGUGGCUCCCGAUAGACUUCGAUUCGACUUCACGAACAAAGGCGCCUUGAACGCCGAGCAAGUGAAGAAGGCCGAGGAAUGUUCGCAACAGCUCAUAGCGCAAAACCGGAAGGUGUUUGCCAAGGAAUCCAGUUUGGGUGUGGCGAAAACGAUACGAGGCUUGAGAGCCGUGUUCGAAGAGACCUACCCGGAUCCCGUGAGGGUCGUUUCGAUUGGGAUACCGGUCGAAGAUUUGGAGAAGGAUCCGUUCGGGCCGGGCGGGGACGAUACUUCGAUAGAGUUCUGCGGCGGUACUCACGUUUUAUACGCCGGGCAUAUCGGCGAUUUUGUUAUAUCGAGCGAGGAGGCGAUUGCUAAGGGUAUCAGGAGAAUAGUAGCCUUGACUGGUCCCGAAGCUACGAAAGCUCUAAAACGAACUGAAUUACUAGAGAACAGAUUGAAUCAAUUGAGAUCUACCAUCGACAGCGAUAAGGAAGGUCAUAAAUCGAAAGAGCACGUGAAAAGAAUCGUGGAAUUAACAGAGGAAGUUUCUCACGCAUUGAUACCCUAUUGGAAGAAGGAAGAAAUCAGGAACACUCUAAAGAACCUUAAAAAAUCGUUGGACGAUAAAGAUCGCGCAAUCAAAGCGGCUGUAGCUAACAAAGUCGUGGAGGAAAUCAAAGAAUUCGUAAAAGCUAAUCCGAAUUUACCGAUUUUGGUUAAAGAAUUGAAGGCCUUUAAUAACACGAAAGCUUUAGAUACAGCAUUGAAGCAAGUUAAAGCGUUAAGUCCUAAUACAUCUGCUCUGUUUGUUACCGUAGAUGAAGAUUCAAACAAACUGUUUUGUCUAUCGUCCGUGCCCAAGGAGUCGAUCGAGAAAGGACUGAAAGCCAACGAGUGGGUACUGGAAGUGGCCAAAAAGGUUGGUGGAAAAGGCGGCGGUAAACCGGACUCUGCUCAGGCCUCCGGCAACAAUUCUGUUCCGGUUCUCGAUAUUCUGGAACUGGCUAAAAAGUUUGCGGAAUCCAAGCUUUGCUAA